Paralichthys olivaceus (Japanese flounder) is the source of this 8035-nucleotide messenger RNA. Lineage: Eukaryota; Metazoa; Chordata; Actinopteri; Pleuronectiformes; Paralichthyidae. The record is from RefSeq and is a predicted model, not a curated record.
ACUCAACCCAAUUUACCUGAAUGAUCUCAUUCGGUGCAGAGAUGUGAUUAGUGGAUGUGAUGCAAUUAUUCUUCUUCAGUUUCAUGGCUCUUAGCCGGGAACUUAUCACUGAACACUUAAAUGCCUCAUUGCUCUUGUGGAAACUGAGACUGCUGGUAAACAGAUGCUGACCUAAAAUGAGCCUAUCAGUCAGACAGUGUUACACAGACAGUUACCUGUAAGCAAAGCUUAGCGUAGAUGAUGUGGAACAGUUUUUGAUCAAACCAUAAAUCUGUGUCUUUUUUUUCUCUGCCUGUUUCCCAGGGUCAUGUCAUAUAUGCAAUAACGUCAAGCCUACUUUUUGAGUCUGUGGUGUGGUCACAUGCAUGUGACAAAAUAAGGUAGUCUCCAAAAACUAAGUAUAGCUGUUUUCAGACACAAAGUCUAGUUUGCUUUUCUUACAUGGAGUUCUAACAAGGCGGCUGGCUGGAGAAAGUCCUGAGAUUCUCCAGAGUUGUGCAUGUCUGAAAGCAGCUUAUGACUGCAGAUUUUUCUGUACACUAUUUCCCAUUAUGCAAUCUGCAAAGAAUGAGGUGUUAACAGCAAAAUAAAUGAUCAGAGUAAAAGUAUUAAUUAUAUUAAACAAAUUGUCAGUGACAAUUCCCUAUGAAUGUGGUUCAUGGUUAGAUAACAAGCCUUAAUCUGUACUCACCGUAAUACCAGCAUUUCUGGACAUUGCACAGUGCAUCACUUUUGUCUUUGUCAUUCAAAAGUGUCAAUUGAUUUAUUAUUUCGUUGAUGGGUAUCUAUUAUAUAUGAGGCUUGGCAGCUAAUUGUCAAACAGCUGCAGCUUCAAUGCAAGAAGUCUCCUUAUCACACCAAGACACAGGCACCAUGGUUGUUAUACCUGCCAUCAGGACAUUUCUUGAAAUGAAGAGCUGUGGAUCCGUCAGAAGCACCAACCCUGUGCAUAGUGGGCAACCUACAACCUGCCCCUGAGCCACAUCUAAUACAUGACAAAACUCGUUCAAAAGCAGUUAUAUAAAUCAUUUCACAGGCUGAGGUAUUGUCAUCUAAAGCAGUGGAAUGAAGCAAACCUUUGAUCUGAGACGGAGUCUCUAAAAAUAAAUGUAAAUAAAAGAUGUUGACAUUUUUCUAUUAUAACUACAUUAUUAGUGUAUAUAUACACAUACAUAUAUCCUGGAACAGUAAAGCUACAUCACUUAUUUGGACAUUUUCCAUAUAUGGUCAGGCAGUUGUUUUUUUAUUCACAAAAAUAUAUGUUUCCACCUCCAUGGCGCUGAUCAAAUUAAAAAGUCGGCUUCAAAACGGCAGUUGACAAACCAAUGGGUGACGUCAUGAUAGGUUGCUAAUUGUGUUUAGGUCAUGUGUGAUUGAUUAACUUUUUGAAAGAGCUGAGCAAAACUUCCCCCACUUCCAUUCUCUGUUCUGAAAUUGGUUAAAUCUCACAUACUUAGAUAAAACACCAUAUCACUUAUCUUAGACUAGAAACAAGCUUGUUUGAAGUUGAACUGUUGCUUUGAUGUUUCAUGCUUUUUUUAACAACCUUCCCUUUCUAAUUCUUUCCUGUGUUUCCCAGUUUCACACUAUCUUUUCAGGACAUAGUUUGUCUCUUCGGUUUCAUGUUUUGUCUGAAGCACAGGAAGGGUUUUGUACAAUGUUUUUGUUUUUGUUGUGCCCCCAUUUAUCUGCCCUUCAUUACAGAACCAUUUCCUACCCUGCUUAUCACCUUGUCCCAAAUGUCUAGACCACAGACGAAACUGCUCCAUAGCCCGGAACAAUCACUCAACCACUUACUCUUACAUGCAUACAUCCUCAGCCUGCAUAUUAAGCUGAUAUAUAUAGGUAUGAGAUAACAGUAGCUGAUUAUUAUCUCACAGAAUGAUACAUUUAAAUCCACUCUACCCUUGAAAAAUAUGUGGAUGAAAUUUGAGAGACAACAAUCAUAUUAUUUCUAUGAGUCCGGCCUGAGGUUUGCAUCAAAGGAAAGACCAUGGUGCUGCACAUAUGAAAAAUGUUAUGUAAAUAUUAAAACUUUUUUGCACCAAAUAAUAAAACUGAUACCAUGUAAAAAUCCCACACAUGGCUUAUAGUCCCAAACCUCCCACUCCUCCAACCCAACAUGGACACACCAAACCUUUAAAGAAGUACACACUCAGAUGCCAUGAAUGUGAGAAAAGCAAUGUGAUAUCAAUCCUGAGUAAGUUAUACUGAUAUGUUUUUUUUUAAUCUGUGAAACAUCCUUGGCAAACAGUAACCUGGGUUCUGUGCAAGUCUCUACAUCAUCGGACAUGUUGGCCAGUUGUGCAACAUCAUGACAUUAUUAUGUCACACACCCUUUCCUCGAGAGCUCCUGUCAGCCAUUGAUCUUAUUUAUAGUAGUUAAAGAAACUGCCUUUAAUUUUGGUUAGGGGUAUUUAAUGUGACAGAAUACUUAAUUAAUCAAGCAGAUAAUACUGAAUCCAUUUUCCUUUCCACCUAACAAGUUGUUAAUUAGGGGUGUUGUAGAACCCUAUGAAAACAUUCUUCUGAGGCUCUGUCUUCUUUUUUUAACAGACUGGUGGUGAGGCUAUUUAAGGGGCAAGUAAGGUCUAUUGACAUGCUGUUGACUUUCAAUAUGGGGAAUGUAUAUCACUAUCUCAAGGCCACCCUUUAAUAAAAGGAACUAGGUCACAUCGGGUAUACCAAUACAGAUGCAAAACAUAAGAGUACAACACCAUUGAUCUAUUGUGUGUUCCAUGUUAUGACGCUGUAAACACAGUAGGGCUGCAGGGAUUUACUCUAAACACUGACCAUGGAGCUGCAAUCUACAUCUACAUUUUUAGAUCAGUAUUGACAUUGCACCAUGACACAUUCUCUGACUCUUGUUGUUGAGGUCACCAGCAUGGACUAUACACCAUGAAGAUCUAUCGUUUGAAUCUUUUAAAGAGAAUUUCAGGCUGUAUUGGAUUUUGUGGAUGAAUGAAUGGACGUGAAGUGCAAGGAUGAAGAUAGAUAAUGAAUGUCUCUGUUAGGCUGCUCUGGGAGGAUUUAAUGUGGAAUAGAUGGAUGGAGACUCAGUGUCUGUCUCAGGCAAAUUUCUGCCCAAGCAGAUGUUGGGCACCAGACAAAACCUAAGGAGAGACAUGAGAGAAAUAUGCACUAGAAGGGAUGAGGAAAGGAAGGAUAAAGGGAUGUAGGCUGACCACGUAAAAAGGGUUGAAGGAUAAUUUGAGGAGUGAUCAAGGCGUGGUCCUGUUCCUGAACCUAACUUCAAUUAUAAACUUCAUUAGUAGUAAGAUUGAUUUCCAAAAAACUGGAAAAGCACAUUCCUCAAACCAAUGCUAACGCCCUAUCACGCCAUGUUAAAGUAGGUGGAAAAACAUUCCUGAACCUGCCCGUUUAUCCAUAUUCAGUUUAAGGGUUCUUCCUUUUGUCACGCUCCACAAAGUUUUAUGGAAAUUGUGAGUAAUCCUGCUAACUAACAAAUACAUAAUUUCCUUGGGGAGGCAACAAAUCAAGAAGUUGCAGUGACUGCUUUUAAAAAUCAUCUCAGAUCCUGGAGAUGCGCUCUUUUUUUUUUUUGUCCUAAUCCAUGAGAUUUCAUUCAGGAAAUUUGUCAGCUGUUUCUUUGGGAUCUGGAUAAAAUGCUUUAAACAUCUGAGGCUUCUUCCCCAGUGUUACAAUUACGAUUAAGCUUUAUGGUGAGGCGUAUAGCUCACCGGGCUAUGCCUCACCCGUAGCGGCCUGGGUUCAAAUCUGGCCUGCAGCACUUUCUGCAUAUCUUCCCCCACUCUCUGUUUUCCCCCUUUCACAGCUUGCUCUCUGUCCUCUCCAAAAAUAAAGAAAAGCCCCAAAAAUGUUCUUGGUCGAUGUAUCUGGCUUGAGGAUUAUAAAUACAACAGUAACAAACCACAUCUUCCUCCCCACAGUUGAACAAACACUCUCAAAAAUAGAUUUAAUACAAAGUGGCACCUAAUGAGAGAGGAUUCUGUUAGGGUUUGAAGUACUCUGUCUAUAUCCCUUUGUUUUCUCCUUGCACUGAUCGGUAGAAAUGUCUCUGAUGAGGGAUUCUUGAACUUUAUCCAGCGUGCAGCACCACUCUCCUGUUCACAAGGCUUUGAAGAACUGGGAUACUACAAUGGUUCAGUAUCCCACACUGAUUCGGGCUCCCCCUGUCUGAAGUGGACAGACUUCCCAGACUACAUGCACCAGUACCCGAACCGAGGCCUGGGAGACCACAAUUUAUGUCGGAACCCAGACCAAGAGCCCAACCCCUGGUGUUUCUUCAGACAGAGCUCUGGUGCCAUUGGCUGGGCUUACUGUGACUGCCAUCAGGGUGCAGCCAGAUUGGUCGGGGGAUCAUCAAGCAACAAUGGGCGUUUGGAGGUCUACCUGAAUGGCCAGUGGGGGGCAGUAUGUGACACACAUUGGACCAACCAUGAUGCCAGUGUCAUAUGCAGACAGCUGGGACUGGGUGAAAUUGGUACAGCCCUGCAGGACUCCUACUUUGGUCCAGGAUCGGUUUUCCAUUAUGAGCGUCUGGGUUGCCGUGGUAAUGAGAAUUCCCUACUGGAGUGCCGGAGCAGGAAGUUUGGCACCAGUGACUGCACACGUGGCAGUGAGGCAGGGGUGGUCUGUGCUGAACCUGAGGGAACUGGCAUCCAUUUGAGGCUGGUUGGAGGCCUGGAGGACUAUGAGGGCCGUGUCGAAGUGUAUCAUGAUGGCAUAUGGGGAACUAUUUGUGAUCACCAUUGGGAUGACCCUGAUGCUGAGGUGGUGUGCAGACAGUUGAACAUGGGUGGUGUGGCCAAAGCACGGACAUUGCCCCACUUUGACCAGAAGUUUGAGCCCGUCUUGCUCAGUGAGGUCCAGUGCACAGGUAAUGAACUUUCUCUGGAGGAGUGUCCUCACAACUGGGAGCAACAAAACUGUGACCACAUGGAAGUUGCAGGGGUGACCUGCAACCCAUACACAGAUGGUGCAGUCCGACUGGUGGGAGGAGACAAACACUGGAAGGGUCGUGUGGAGAUUUACCAUCAGGGAGUAUGGGGCUCUGUAUGUGAUGACAACUGGAGCGAGCUCAACGCCCAUGUAGUGUGUAGACAGCUGGGCUUCAGGGGCCCAGGGGAAGUGGCCCCUGACGAGGUGUAUGAAGAAGGUCACGGGCUGAUCCUGCUGGACGAUGUGCGGUGUCAGGGAUCAGAGGCAACUUUACUGGCAUGUACCCACUCUGAGUUGGGCCAGCAUGACUGCUCCCACAGUGAAGAUGUAGGGGUGUGCUGUGAAAUAGGGGGUGAUGCCAAUGACAUACCUGGCACAUUGCCUCCUGGUGGUCCACUGGUGCGUUUGGUUGGUGGAGAGAGCAGGAAGGAGGGUAGAGUGGAGGUCUUCCUUAAUAACCAGUGGGGAAGCGUGUGUGAUGAUGACUGGAAUGAUGUCAGUGCAGCUGUUGUUUGCAGACAGCUAGGAUUCACGGGCAAAACUAAGGCGCGAUCCAUGGCAUACUUUGGUGAGGGUCAAGGUCCUAUCCAUCUGGAUAAUGUUCGAUGCUCUGGCACUGAAACUUCCUUAGAGCAGUGUACAGCUGUGGGUCAAGAUAGCCAUGACUGUCGCCACAGUGAGGAUGCAGGCGUCAUUUGUGACUACACCUUGGAUCCUGUGGGAGAUGGUGCUGAGGCAAUACAAACCUGUGGCCUGAGACUCAAUAAUCAGCGUCGUCGACGCAGAAUCAUAGGAGGAGAUAAGGCACUGAGGGGUGAAUGGCCAUGGCAGGUAUCUCUGUGGCUACGGUCUCAGUCUAAAGGUAAUCACCCCCUGUGUGGAGCAUCACUCAUCAACGCCUGCUGGGUGGUGACUGCGGCCCACUGCUUCAAGAGAUUUGGCAAAGAUCCAACCCGCUACGUGUUACGCUUGGGUGACUACCACACUGAGGAACAGGAUGACUUUGAACGGACCUUGUCCCCUGAACGCAUUGUCAUCCACAGAAAGUAUCACAGUCAGGACUGGGAGUAUGACAUUGCCCUGCUGAGGCUCAAAGGCACAGAGGGCAACUGUGUGGCAUUCAACCCUCACACUAGUGCAGUGUGUCUGCCAGAGCCAGGUAACAAGUGGGAGAAGAGGCCUGCUGCCUGUGUGAUCACGGGGUGGGGCAUCACAGACUCAGACUACUCCCGGACCCUGCUCCAGGCUUGGGUACCCAUGCUUCCAGCGUGGAAGUGUAAGAAGCGAUAUGGUGAUCGCUUUACCAGCCGAAUGCUGUGUGCUGGGAGCCUGUCAGAGCGCCAUCGUGUGGACAGUUGCCAGGGUGACAGUGGGGGUCCUCUGGUUUGCCAGGGGGAGGGAGGCCGUUGGGUGCUAACAGGUGUCAUCUCCUGGGGCCACGGCUGUGGUAAUCCUUCCUUCCCUGGGGUGUACACUCGUGUUAGUAGGUUCCUGAGAUGGAUUGACAGAGUCAUCAACAAACCCUUCAAGACUUAAUGAUGGAGAAUAACAAUUGGUUACCUAGUGUUAUCAAGUGGCUUCAUUGUAGCAGAUGGUCUUUAUUGGUAAGGAUGCAGCCUACUGAUAAUUGCCCCUGUGUUAUGCCUCCCGAACUUCUACGCUAAGCAACAUUACUUCAAAAAGCAUGUAAAUAACAUUGCAUAUGAUACACACAGUGUAACUUGGUGCCAGAUACAGUAUAUAAACAGUAAACCAGUGCAUACAGCAAGUGGUAAAGGAUGAUUUGAGAAUUUGCAGAAACUGCUAUAUGUUUCUGUUUCUUGCUCCUCUUCAUCGUUCAUUCCUGAUUUAGCAGUGCUCUGCUAACCAAUAUAGUCAUACUGCCUCACUUUGCUCUCAACAGCAGUUCCUAUUGUUAAGUGGAAAUGUGUAUGUUCAUGACUAGAAAACACAGCACUAGUCCAGAAUUUUAGACCUUUUAGACCAGGGGAGAAACGUGCCUGAGCUCAGUGUGCACUAAUACAUUUAAAUUUAUCAAAAUUAAUUUAUAUCUGACAAACCAGAUUAGGACAGGACAUUUAUCAUACAGACCUGCGAUAUGUGCCUAUUGAAUUGUAAGCUGGUUACUAAGAGCCAACUGGACCCAUGAAUACCUUUACUGGGUAUAUAUGACUCUGAUAAAUUGUGAUCCACUAAGCCUGUCAUGUAAAAUUUUGAAUAACAUUGCACAUUGGGUUAAAUGUUAAAUGGCCAGAGCCAGUGAAGGAAAGACAGAAAUAGAGAAAACACAAAUGCCUGUGAAAAGUGUCUAGAAUAGUAUUGGAAUGAAUUUGUGCAAACAGAUAUUUUCAGACAGAUUAUAUUUAUUUAAGAUUCAUUACAUUCCAUGUGUAUGUACCUGAACCUACACAUUUCAAAUCAUUAUUCAUUUUUUCACUGUUAUUCGCCAUUAAUUACAGUCUAUCGAAUUAGUUUGGUGUCGACUACUAAAUAGUACAAAGUGUUUGUAGUGUAUAGUAGUAGCCCAUUGAUAUGCUGUUCACACAUGGUUUAGAGAGGAGUGACUGUAAAAUAUGAAACUGUCCUUGGGCCCUUGAUCUCACAAACCCACCAAAGCCUUAAAUUGACUGUUAAUUUGUUUGUGGUAAUUUGUUUUGCUGUAUUUGGGGAUAUGGGAAUAUGUAUAUUAUCGAGUGAUAUGGUAAGGGCCUAAAGGUGGGUCCUGCUUCAUCACCUGAUCUGAGGCGAUGUCUAGACAAAGACCCUGUGUAAAACCUAUAACAUUCAGCUCAUAUUGUGCCUACUUGCGAUAAUGUUGGAUUCAUCUGUAUUUAUUUUGAAAUACUGUAUGCAAUGCACAGGAACAACUGUGCUAUCUUUCAGUUAUGUGUUGAUUUGCAUUGGCAAAUCCAAUUUUCAUUUUUCUUAUCAUAUUAAUUUAUUUGGAAAAACCAUCAAUGUUGACAUUUAAAUAUGAGACAAUAGAGAAAUUGAAACAUUGCUGUCGUUGAUUAUGCUGCUGGGGUAUUUAUUAAUAAUGUACAUAUUAUGUGUUAUAGCCACAGGAAAUGUAAAAGCUGCUUAGUCUCUAUUCUAACUUGAGCCUUUGUUC